Molecule: messenger RNA, 1060 nt
Organism: Patiria miniata (bat star)
Lineage: Eukaryota; Metazoa; Echinodermata; Asteroidea; Valvatida; Asterinidae
Product: putative defense protein
Exons: 6
Coding region: 104-712 (202 amino acids)
Molecular function (GO): oxidoreductase activity, acting on metal ions
Source: RefSeq, a predicted model, not a curated record
AAGACCUUUGGAUAUUUACUUUUCACCCUCACUUCGAGGUUUCUGACGUUGGAUAGGUCAGCACUCAUCAGCCCAUUAUAUUUAGUGCUUCCAAGCGUCCAAGAUGGCAAUUCGUAGAGUGUUCCUGGCAGUGCUUCUUCCAUACUGCAUCAUCGCUUUCCCGACUGGGCCACCGGUAAACCGCACAGUUUGCACUAGUAUGUCACCAAGUGGCCAUCCUAGCAACACGGCCACUGGCCCUGCACCUUACAUCAUUGUGGUCAGUAAUGACACCUAUACCGCGGGACAACCCAUACAGGUAACAGUCCGCGCCAACCCGGGCGUAACCUUCGCCGGUUUCUUCGUUCAGGCGAGAAACCAAUCAGACUCGGCUCUUGGAACGUUCAGCAACGUUCCUCAAGGAUCGCAAGUUCUUGCCUGCACCUCUGCCGCGGGAGCCUGGUCCCACAACAACAAGAAUGCCAAGACGGAGAUAACUGCAACGUGGAUGCCGCCAUCCGAUGAUCUAGGAUCUAUUGCAUUCCAGGCAACCAUUGUAAAGGGUCCGGAAAGCGUUUACUGGGAAGGCGUGAGAUCACAGCCUCUGUCGUACGUUUACAGUGCUACGCCUAGCCUGGCUCCAGGGGUCGAAAGCACUCCCUCGAGCAAAUCUGCAGUUUCAAGCAGCAUCUUCCUCUUGACUUUUGCCGUGUUCUGGGCGAUGGUGGCGUGACUGUGAUUAAUGGUGAAUGUGUAUACCGCCCUCUUGUGAUAUCAUCUGGACAAAACCGUGUUAUUCAAGAAUGUGCCUUACUCUUUUGGGAAGACGCUGAUGAAUGGUGCGUAUAAUGACCCAAAGAGGCGUCAAUUUCCAAGAGAGCAACUAUAGACAUUUGAUUAUUGAUUAUUCAAGCUUUUUAUUGCGAAAAGUUGCAUCAAGGAACAAAUACUCGGACAUGAAAAAAUAACAAUGCUUGCUUUUGCUUAUUGCUUAAUUGCCAUUACUCCGGAAAACAAAUACUGAAGUUCAUAUAUACAUCAUUUAAUCACAUAAACAGAGUGGCUUACCGAAAAGAUUUAA